Messenger RNA from Danio aesculapii, 3054 nucleotides. RefSeq names its product ST8 alpha-N-acetyl-neuraminide alpha-2,8-sialyltransferase 4 (gene st8sia4). The record is from RefSeq and is a predicted model, not a curated record. The transcript is spliced from 5 exons. Gene Ontology annotation, biological process: oligosaccharide metabolic process; N-glycan processing. Lineage: Eukaryota; Metazoa; Chordata; Actinopteri; Cypriniformes; Danionidae. Bases 86 to 1162 code for a protein of 358 amino acids. Gene Ontology annotation, molecular function: alpha-N-acetylneuraminate alpha-2,8-sialyltransferase activity.
AGGCGGUGGUUCUUGUGUUCAUAUGAGAUGGAUGAUGUUCAUUUUCUUAUCGUUUCUAAACAAAUUAUCAAGAUAAACGCGCGAAAUGCGGCUCACACGCAAACACUGGACGGUUUGCGCCAUUAGCGUUCUGCUUAUAUUGUUUUACAAGACGACAGACAUUGGCAGAAACGAAGUGCACCAGAAAACUAGUCUGACAUGGAACUUGGAGCCAAGUACUACCAGACUGAUGGCCAAUGGCUCUGAGAAACCUUUCGGCAAUGUCUUGAAUGAUCUUGACUUGGGAGUAGGAUGGAAGAUUAAUGCCACCCUUGUGUCUAUAAUAAGGAAAGACGUACUCCGCUACUUGGAUGCAGAGAGAGACGUGUCGGUUAUCAAGAGCAGUUUUAAGCCGGGCGACACCAUCCGCUACGUUCUGGACAGACGCAGGACAUUCAGCGUAUCUCAAACUCUCCACAGUUUACUUCCUGAAGUCUCUCCUCUGAAGAACAAGACAUUCAAGACAUGUGCAGUGGUGGGAAAUUCAGGCAUUCUCCUGAAGAGCGGAUGUGGAAAGGAGAUUGACAACCAUAGUUUCGUUAUACGAUGUAACCUGGCUCCUCUGGAGGGUUUUGAAGAUGAUGUGGGUUUGCGGUCAGACUUCACAACGAUGAACCCGUCUGUAAUCCAGCGGCUGUACGGGGGUCUGCAGGAGGAAACCCAGCAGGAGAAUCUCAUCCAGCGCUUGCGGCAGCUGAAUGACAGUGUGCUCUGGAUUCCUGCCUUCAUGGUGAAGGGUGGCAUGAAGCAUGUGGACACGGUCAAUGAGCUCAUCCUUAAACACAAGCUGAAAGUGCGCACAGCCUACCCUUCACUCCGCCUAAUCCACGCUGUGCGAGGGUUCUGGAUUACAAAUAAAAUCAAUAUCAAACGACCCACUACUGGAUUAUUGAUGUACACGAUGGCUACACGCUUCUGUGACGAGAUCUACCUGUAUGGAUUCUGGCCUUUUCCUAAAGACGCCAGCGGAAAUCCUGUUAAAUAUCAUUACUUUGAUGGACUGAAAUAUCGAUAUUUUUCCAAAGCGGGUCCUCACCGCAUGCCACUGGAAUUUAAAACGUUGCAAAGACUGCACAGCAAGGGGGCACUGAAACUCACGACAUCUAAAUGCACAUCAACUUAACCUGCUGCUCAUGGAUGGACACUGCGCUAAGGUUGGGCAAUGUCGACCAAUUUGGCAUCGUAUGAUGUCUAAUGUGAAACGUUGCGAUGGACGAUGACAUCGUCGUCGUAGGCGUCUGUGAAUUGAUUAUUCAUGAAUAAUUAAUUAAUUCAUAAUGAAUUAAUUAUUUGUAGCCUACCGUUUCAACUACCUGACCCGCAUGGUCUUUGUGUUACCCAUAACCAAAUCAUAAAUAAAUACAGAUAAGUUACACACAAAUUACGACCUGUCAAUCACUUUUUCCGCGGGACUCUGGCAUGAACCAGGAAACAGGAACCAAUCAACAGUAUCUGAGGUUUUCGCUAAAAUUACAAGCGUGAAUUUGAAAGAUUGAAGCAGUGUACUGACGCUGUGACACCUUAACUUAUAGAUUCAAAAGACCGAAGAGUCAUUAGAUAGACACAAGAUUAAUUAAAUAUCACAUUUAACAAAUAUAGUAAGACGUGAUUCAGCGGUACAUCCUUGAUAAACGCCAGUGUGGACGUGGAUUGUUUUUGUUCUAAAACGGCUGUUUAAAACUAAGACGUAUUCGUGUAAACGAGGCCUAAGUGUGUAGUUUUCGUGAGCGGGUUUGCGAAAGGGGGCGGGGUGGAGGAUCGCGAUGCCGGCUCAGCAUCGUGACGUCUAUCGGUGAUCGGCGAUGGACAAUGCCACAUUUACUGACUCAACUCUACACUGCACCUUUACUGUGAACAGAAGACUCAGAAAUCAGACGUUUGGACAAACAACGUGCCUUGAAACUGAAAACUGUAGACAAAGUGCAAUGUUUUAGAUGUGAAUCGUCUACUGAAUCAUCUACUGACAGAUAAACAGUUCUGUUUGGUGAAUUUAUCUUGCCAAAAAAUGCCAAAGACACUGAGAGACUGUGGUUUUAUUUGUUUUCACACGUUUAGAAAAGGGUACAGCACUGUUACUGUGGUAGUAAACUUUCAAAAUAGGGGCUUUCACACUGGGUAGUUACAUGAAAUAAUUAUAGGAACUUACUAGCCAGUAGGCCUGUUUUCCAGAGACCUAAUUUCGCCACACAUAUUUUUCUGACUGCAUUUGCAUAGUUUCUAGGAACUCUGAAAUGAUGUAAGCUGCAUUUAAUCUGUUUACCCUUACUUCAUUGUAGUUCCUGUUAGGGGUGUGCCAUAUCAUACCAUCCACAAUAACACCAGUAUACAUUUUUACAUGAUAAAAAAAUGUCAUAUGCUAUCAAUGAUCGAGUGACAUGAAGAGCUGUGGUGAAAAAUAGUUUCAGACAUCUGUACUAACAGCAAAAGGUGCUGUAGCCUAGUUUUUAACAGAAAACGGGGCUUUAGGCUGGUUUUUAACAGCAGAUGCAGUCUAGGCUAGGUUUUAAAAACAGAUGGCAAUCUAGACUACUUUUUAAAAGUAGACAGCGCUAUAGGCUAGUUUUUAAAUACUCUAGGAUCGUUUGUUUAACAGCAGAAGGCACUCUAGGCUAGUUUUAACAGUAGAUGUUGAUUUAGGCUAGCCUUUAACAGCAGACAGAGAUCUAGGCUAGGUUUUAACAGCAGACAGAGAUCUAGGCUAUUUUUUUAACAGCAGAUGUCACUCUGUGCUAGUUUUUGACAGCAGACAGCGCUCUAGGAUAGUUUUAAAUGGCAUAUGGUGCUCUAGACUAACAGCUUUAGGAUGGUUUCUAACAGCAGGUGGCGUUCAAGGCUAACAGACAGCACUCAACUGUUUUUAACAGCAGAUGGUGCUCUAGGUUGGUUUUUAACAGCAGAUGCAGUCUAGGCAAGGUUUAAACAAAAAUCUAGGCUAUUUUUUAAAAGCAGACAGCUAUACGGGCUAGUUUUUAAAGGCUCUACACUGCUGAAAAAUAAAAAAACCAGAGGGGUUUU